GGAGUGUCUGAAAGAGCCAGCAAACCUGGUGCAGGGAUCAGCCACAGCCUGGUUCUCUGUCGUUGACAAUAUCCUGGGCACAGCCAUGCAGUACCUGCAGCAGCUCUUCCAGAUGCCCUUCAGCUGCAGGGAGCAGAACUUGGUCCUGCUUGCCCCCAACAUCUUUGUCCUGGACUAUCUGAAUAAGAUAGGACAGCUGAAUGAGGAGACUAAAUCCAAGGCCAUCGGAUACUUAGCCAGCGGGUACCAGAAGCAGCUGUCUUACGAACACCCAGAUAGAUCCUACAGUGUCUUUGGAAGCAGAGAUAAGGAAGGAAGAAACUCAUGGCUCUCCGCCUUCAUAUAUAAAUCACUUGCACAAGCCAAAUGCUACAUCUAUAUUGUUGACAAGGUCCAUUCUCAAACUCUGGUCUGGCUGGCAAGCAAACAGAAGCCAGACUGAUGAUUCCAAAAUGCUGGGAAACUCUUCAAUAACAACUUGAAGGUCUUUCCUUCAUCUGGCCCUUUGUGUUCUGCAGUGAAGUAUUUGGACCAAAUUCAGACCUGUCAAAAUCUUCUCCAGCAAGUCCUUCGGAAGGAGCUUUCAAGUGGACUGCAAGAACCACCUGCUGCUCCUGUCUGAUAUUUUGAGAAAUUACAGCGUGGAAGUGAAUGGCCAUGGCUGUGUCUAUGUGCAGCACAGAGAUCCCCAGCCCACUGCCCCCACUGUGGGGCAGCUCCACCCAAUAAUUCUGAAUACAACAUCCUUGUGCCUGAGAAGACAUCUGGGUUCUCUUUCUCUCUCUCUCUCUCUGUGCAGACAGUGAAUGCUUCCUGCACAGCUGAUGUGCCAGCAAAGUUUGACCUUGUCGUUUCAGCCAGUUAUGCCGGGAAGUGCAAUAGCUCCAGCAUUGUUGAUGGCAAGAUGCUCUUAGGCUUUGUCCCUGUCGGAUCAUCCCUGUGGAAGCUUCAGGGUGAUCGUAUGCUGAUGCAGGUGGAAACCAAGAACAACUGUGACCUCUUCAACUUGGAGAGUGUAAAUCUGAGCCUCACAGAAAAAUAUCACUUUCUCUUUCGAGCAAGAAUUUCCUGUGUUCAACAUCAAACCAGCUUCAGUGCUGAUCUAUGAUCACUAUGAAAUAGAUGAACAUGUUCUUGCUGAGUACAGCACAGCCUGUGGUCAGACAUCUCACUCUGAAAGCAGCUACAAGUCUGCACCAGAUAGAGCAAAUUGACAAACCCAGACUGAGAAAAGAAGCCAGAGCAUUUAUUUCCCCUCUUUCCUUCUGCAAUCCUUCCGCUACUACUUGUAGAUGGUCCUGGCCCCCUGCCCUUAUCUCGCCCCUCCCGGGGGCUGUUUGCAGAAAGAGGUAUAAAGGGGCGGACCCAGCGGACAGCCAGGGUGCAGGGAGCCAGCAGACGAGGCUGUGUGUCUGCCUCACUCACCAUCCUCGCUCUGCACCAUGGGGAAGGACAGGCUGCCCGGUGGCCCGAACAUCUUCCUCCUGCUCCUCUUCCUCCUCCCUGGAGACACGUCACCCACCACUGAACCGCAGUACUUGGUGCUAGUGCCCUUUCUGAUCCACACCAACGUUCCUGAAAAGGUCUGUAUCCAGCUGACCCACCUGAAUGAGUCUGUGACGCUGAGCACCACGCUGGAAUACGCAGGGGAGAACAGAAGCCUGAUCGCAGACGUGGUGUCGGAGAAGGAUGUGUUCAAGUGUGUCCCGUUCACAGUUCCAAAGUCCAGCAGCUCAUCAGCAGCGUUUCUCACGGUGCGGGUGAAGGGGCCGACGCUGGAGUUCAGGAGCCGGAAAUCAGUGCUGGUCAAGAACUCAGAGAGCCUGGUCUUUGUCCAGACGGACAAACCCAUCUACAAACCAGGGCAAACAGUUCUAUUUCGGAUCGUCUCUCUGGAUGAAGACUUCCAUCCUCUGAAUGAGAAGUUUCCACUGGUCUUCAUCAAGGAUCCGCAAAAAAACCGUGUAUAUCAGUGGCAAGAGGUGGAGUUAAAUGGGGGCCUCACCCAGCUCUCCUUCCUCCUGACCUCCGAGCCCAUCCAAGGCACCUACAAAGUGGUGGUGCAGAAAGAGUCAGGGACCAAUCUAGAACACUCCUUUACUGUGGAGGAAUACGUGCUGCCCAAGUACGAGGUGUCAGUGAAGCUGCCCAAGAAAAUCACCAUCCAGGAUGAGGAGCUGAAAGUGGCCGUCUGUGGUCUAUACACCUAUGGGACCCCUGUGCCCGGCCUGGUGAAUGUCCGUGUGUGCCGGAGAUUCUCCCAGUCCAGGUCACACUGCUAUGGAAGAGAGGCCGAGGCUGUGUGUGAGGAAUUCACCAGACAGGCGGACAUUCGAGGCUGUGUCUCCAACGUGGUGAAGACUAAAAUAUUCCAGCUCAAGCGAAAGGGUUAUGAGAUGAAAAUUGAGGUGCAAGGCAAGAUCACGGAAGAGGGUACAGGGGUAGAGUUAAUUGGGACAGGCUCCAGUGAGAUCACAGGCACCAUGAGCACAAUCAGCUUUGAGCAGGUGGACUCUCAUUACAAACCAGGGAUCCCCUUCUCCGGGCAGGUGAAGCUGGUGGACGGGACCGAUUCUCCAAUCACCAAUGAAACAAUCCGGAUUUCCAUAGGGGAAAACAAAUACGAAGCCAACUACACAACAAAUGAAGAGGGCCGAGUCUGGUUUUCCAUAGACACUGUCAACUUCACAGACACCUCCAUUCACAUCACUGCAAACCAUAAACAUGAACUGAACUGUUACGACACAGACUGGGUCACCCCUGUGUAUGGUAACGUCGUUCACACAGCAACACGCUUUUACUCCCCAAGUAAGAGCUUUCUCAAAAUCGAGCCCAUGUCUCAGACUUUAAGCUGUGGAUCCAAUGUGAUGGUCCGGGUGCACUACAUCCUGAAGCCAGAGGCCAUGGGGGAGCAGAAGGAAAUCGUCUUUUACUAUUUGGUGAUGGCCAAGGGAGGCAUUGUGAGGGCAGGCACCGAGGUGCAUCCCGUGGGGGAUAGAGAACUUAUCCAGGUAUUUGAGCUGAGGCUCCCCGUGAGGCCUGAUAUUGCCCCCCUGGCCCGGAUACUCAUAUAUACCACUUUGCCCAGCGGGGAAGUUAUCGCCAAUUCCGAAGAUUUCAAGAUUGAAAACUGCUUUGCCAAUAAGGUCGACUUGCAUUUCUCACCGGCCGAGGGCCUCCCCGCCUCCGACACUCACCUCCGGGUCAGAGCCUCCCCGGGCUCCCUGUGCGCCAUCCGUGCUGUGGACAAGAGUGUCCUCCUCAUGAAGCCUGAAGCCGAGCUCUCGCCCAGCUCUGUGUAUGAUUUGCUCCCGGUGAAGGAGAUCAGGGGUUAUAAUUACCGGGAGCACCAUUUGGAGGAAGAAGAUGAUAACCCUUGUGUGACACUCGAGAACGUCAUUUUAAAUGGAUUCAUCUACAGACCCAUUUCUCCUGACGGUGAAGGGGACGCCUACAACGUUCUCAAGGAGAUGGGUUUAAAAGUCUUCACCAGCUCCAAGGUCCAUAAGCCCAAACUCUGCAUGGAGAGAAUGUACGGUGUAUCUAUGGAAUAUGCGAGGCUCUCAUAUGAUGCAGAUGUUUCAGUUAAUGACAUGAUGGAAGAUCUCCCUCAUGGCCCAGUGGAGACCAUCCGGAAGUAUUUCCCUGAGACGUGGAUUUGGGAUUUAGUUCCAAUGAAGUCUGAUGGAAGAGCUGAUUUGGCCGUGACCAUCCCCGACACCAUCACAGAAUGGAAAGCCAAUGCGUUCUGCACUUCAAGUGAUACUGGCUUUGGCCUGUCCCCGACCGUGUCCCUCAGAGCCUUCCAGCCCUUCUUCGUGGAGCUCACCCUGCCCUACUCUGUGGUGCGCGGCGAGGCCUUCACACUAAAGGCCACUGUCUUCAACUACCUGACCCGCUGCAUCAGGGUCAGCAUCUCACUGGCUUCAUCUGAUGACUUCCGGGCUACCCCUGUGGAGAAGGAAGAAGAAUCUUAUUGUCUCUGUGUGAAUAGACGGAAAACAGUGUCUUGGGCUGUGACCCCAGAAUCUCUGGGUACUGUGAAUUUCUCAGUGAGCGCUGAGGCCCUGAAGACAGAUCUGCCCUGCGGGAACGAGGUAGUGGAGUCCCUAGACAAAGGGCGGAAGGACACGGUGAUCAAACAGCUGUUAGUGGAGCCUGAAGGGCUUGAGAAGGAAACGACCUACAACUUCCUGCUCUGUGCAGCUGGAAAGACAGCGCCGCAGCUAAUGCCCCUGAAGCUCCCAGAGAACGUGGUGCAGGGCUCAGCCAGAACCUAUUUCUCAGUGCUAGGCGAUAUCCUGGGCACAGCUAUGCAGAACCUGCAGCAGCUUCUCCAAAUGCCCUUCGGCUGCGGGGAGCAGAACAUGGUCCUGUUUGCCCCCAACAUCUACGUCCUGGACUAUCUGAAUAAGACGGGGCAGCUGAGCGAGGAAACCAAAUCCAAGGCCGUCGGAUACUUAGUCAGCGGUUACCAGACACAGCUGAAGUACAAACACUGGGACGGCUCCUACAGCACAUUUGGGCCACAACAUGGGCAAUCAGGGAACACCUGGCUGACGGCCUUCGUCCUCAAGUCCUUCGCGCAGGCCCGCUCUCAUAUCUUCAUCGAGGAGAAGCACAUCCAGGAUGCCCUGGCCUGGCUCGCUGGCAAGCAGAAAGACAACGGCUGCUUCCGCAGCUCCGGGACGCUCCUGAACAAUGCCAUAAAGGGCGGGGUGGACGAUGAGGUCACGCUCUCUGCCUACAUCACCAUCGCACUGCUGGAGAUUCCUCUGCCCAUCACUCACUCUGUGGUCCGUAAUGCUCUGUUCUGUCUGGAGACGGCCGCAGAGCAGGGCGGAAACCACGUGUACACCAGGGCGCUGCUGGCCUACGCCUUUGCCCUGGUGGGGGGGGAGGAGAAGCGCAGGGCACUGCUGGACUCGCUUGAUAAGGAAGCUGUGAAAGAAGAUGGCUCCAUUCACUGGCAGAGGCCCGGGAAGGAGCCGGAGGCAGAUCUCCCCUUCUAUCACCCCCGUGCUCCUUCUGCCGAGGUGGAGAUGACGUCCUAUGUGCUCCUCGCUUACCUCACCACGCGGCCGGCACCAUCCCAAGGAGACCUAUCAUUAGCAGCUCAAAUUGCAAAGUGGAUCAGCAAGCAGCAGAAUCCCAAUGGGGGCUUCUCCUCCACCCAGGACACAGUGGUGGCGCUCCAGGCGCUAUCCCGAUAUGGAGUCUCCACCUAUGCCAUGAGCGGAGGAGCGUCCACAGUGACCCUGCAAUCCACAAGGAAGUUCCAGGCCCAGUUCCAGGUGGAUCACACAAACCGUCUGCUGCUCCAGCGUAUGGCACUGCCAGAGGUGCCAGGGGACUACAGCAUGGGGGUGACAGGAGAAGGAUGUGUCUAUGUGCAGAUGAGCCUGAGGUACAAUGUGCUCCCCAAGCCGGGCGAGGCGCCAUUUGCGCUGGAGGUGCACACGGUCCCCAAGACAUGUGACAGCGUCAAGGCUCACAGGACCUUUGACAUCACCAUAAACAUCAGCUACACAGGGAAACGCCCUGUCUCCAACAUGGUCAUCGUUGACAUUAAGAUGCUGUCAGGAUUCAUCCCUGUGAAGUCAUCAGUGAGGAAGCUGGAAGGACAUAACCACAUCCAACGCACAGAUCUGAGCACCAACCAUGUGCUGCUGUAUAUGGAGCAGGUGAGCAAUGUGACUCAGAGUUUCUUCUUCGCGGUGGAGCAGGACUUCCCCGUGCAGAGCCUGAAGCCGGCGCUGGUGAAAGUCUAUGAUUACUACGAGACGGAUGAAUUUGCCAUCGCCGAGUACAGCGCCCCCUGCAGCAAAGUGGGAGCCGAGCAGAGCAAUGUGUGAGGGAUGGAGUCAUGUUCCGAGUCUCCGGCAUCCCACCCGCUUAGCCUCUGCGCAGGCUGAGGUGGUUGGAUGGAGCGACAGAGAGAAAACAGCAGCAAGAAGAGGGAAACAAACAUUACAAAUAAAUGAAUUCACCCACCUGACCAAUGGCUCC
This is a messenger RNA of Dermochelys coriacea (leatherback sea turtle), 6009 nucleotides long. Its product is annotated as alpha-2-macroglobulin-like. The transcript is spliced from 47 exons. Gene Ontology annotation, molecular function: endopeptidase inhibitor activity. The coding region runs from base 1443 to 5855 and encodes 1470 amino acids. NCBI's taxonomy places the organism in Eukaryota, Metazoa, Chordata, Testudines, Dermochelyidae. The record is from RefSeq and is a predicted model, not a curated record. Gene Ontology annotation, cellular component: extracellular region.